AUGGCGCGCUGGCUGUCAGUGGAAUUCGCAGUGUGGUACCUGGUCAUCGCCUGGGCCUUCUUGGUGAAGCUGCCUUUCGCAGCAUCGGAGUUGGCUGCCAUCUGUGCGGAGGACACGAGGUGCAGCUUCUUCCUUCACAAGACUCGGCUUUGGCCGCAGCAGCAGAUUGACCUCUCAGACAUUCAGUGGCGUGAGUUCCGCAAGUCUCUGCCGUUGUUGACCUUGGCCGCCGGACUGCACGUGGCUGUUCGAGCUACCCUCGGCAGAAGGAGGGUAUGGCCUUGCUUGAUGCUCUCCUGCUUCUUUGUGCUGUACGUGCAUGGUGGUCACACGCUGGUGCUUGCAACUCUUGCCUGCGGAUCCUUCGGCAUCGCCAAAGCCUGCGGCGCCUCGAGCUGCGCGCCGGUCGCUGCCUGGGCUUUCGGACUUCUUCUGCUGGGGAUCAAGGCCUUGGAGGUGCCAGUUCCUGUCUUGGAUCCGUGGCUGCGUGGCCUUCCGACCGCCUACGACUGGCAUCAGUCCCUGCACUUCCUCAGCCUCAAGCUCAUCUCUUUCAACCUGGAUUACUUCUGGGCCCUGCAGGAGCCGGAGCCAACCCAGGAUCCCGAGGCCCAGUGCCAGGGCGACGUGCUCUCAGAGCUGCAGAAGAGGGAGAAGUCUCGGCCCUUGCACGAGUACAGCAUCUUCAACCUGAUGACGUACUUCCUCUAUUCACCCCUUUGGCUGGCUGGGCCAACGACCACCUUCAAUUCCUUCAUGUCGCAUCUUCACGACAGGCCGCAACGGGCGAUGAGUGCCUGGCAGCUGCUGUUGUAUGCUCUUCGACUCGCGCUUUGCCUCGGCCUGCUGGAAGCACUGUUGUGCUGCACCCCUGUUUGGGCCAUCGGCCGCUCCUCCAGCUACCUGCAGCUGCAUGGGCGUGCUGAUCUCCUUGUGGCCUAUGCCAUGCUGCUGCUGAUUGUCAUGUGGUUGAAGUUUCUGUGCAUUUGGCGCUUUGCACGUCUUUGGGCCCUUUGUGACGGCAUCGACGUCCCGGAGAAUAUGCGGAGAUGUGUCUGCAACAACUACUCCCUGUCGGGCUUUUGGCGUGGAUGGCAUUCCAGCUUCAACCUCUGGCUCGUUCGCUACUUGUACAUUCCGCUGGGCGGUCGCAGGUGGCUUUGGGCCAAUGUCUGGGUUGUCUUUGGCUUCGUUGCGCUGUGGCAUGAUCUGGAAAUGAAGCUCUUCGCCUGGGGCUUCCUCAAUGCGGCCUUCAUGGUCCUUGAACACUUCGCUUCCAUGGCCUGGCGAAGCAAGGCAGCUGCCUUGCCAGCAGAGACCUCGAGGUGGCUCAAAGCAGCUGGAGGAGCACUCUACAUCUACGUGCUCUUCUUCGUGAAUCUGGUGGGCUAUGCCUUGGGCAUCACCGGAACUCUUGGGAUUGUGCAUCUUGCCUUUGGCGAUGCCCCGUCCACGGCACUUCCUCUGCUGAUGUGCACGGGCUUGCUGGCGCUCUCGAUGGUGCAGGUGAUGCUUGAGCUGCAGGAGUCCGGCUUCAGAGACGGACUUGGAAAGGUGACGUGA
This is a messenger RNA of Symbiodinium sp. CCMP2456, 1563 nucleotides long. The record is from the annotation of a GenBank genome assembly. Lineage: Eukaryota; Dinophyceae; Suessiales; Symbiodiniaceae.